Molecule: messenger RNA, 762 nt
Organism: Penicillium nucicola
Lineage: Eukaryota; Fungi; Ascomycota; Eurotiomycetes; Eurotiales; Aspergillaceae
Exons: 1
Coding region: 1-762 (253 amino acids)
Source: RefSeq, a predicted model, not a curated record
AUGACCGACGUUCGAUCCCUUCUUCGGAGUGAGCUAGCUUCGCGAAAGGGCACAUCCCAACCAAACACAACAGGGAACCGCGUCACCAAGAAGCGUAAAGUUGACAGCGGAGAUGGUGUGGUGCGGAAGAAGCUCCGCGCGGCGGACCUUGAUGCUAUCCCGUCGACCUCUGGCGCACCGAACACCGAGCAAACCACCGAAGAUUACGGCUCAGGCCUCAUCGAAGAUGUCGCAGGCCCAAACUCUUCACUUUCGGCACCAGAGGAGGUCGUUGAGGAAACGCAUCUUGCAGAAGACACGAUAAUUAUGGCGCCACCACAACAACCUCAAGCUAUGGCUAUUGAUGAAGACGAAUGGGCGGCAUUCGAGAGAGAUGUCGCUGCACCGUCUCGUUUACCACAGGCACCUGCUGCUCUCGCUGCAGAGGCUACGAUAUCAGCAGCACCAAUUACUACCGAGGAACUUGCUGCGCAGCAAGCACGAGAGAAGGCUGCUGCCACCCAAAAUCGAGAUGCAGAACUGGAAGGCCAGCGCGAGGAUGCCGCGCGCUUUAUGGAAGAGGAGUUCGAUGAGAUGGAUCAACUGGAGGAACGUGUGAGGAUUCUUAAGCAGAAGCGCGAGGAACUGCGCAAGAAACGUGCCGACGAUCAAGCACGGGAUGAAGCCAUGGGGUCUGCAUCAGCGGAGCAGGACUCUGCUGAAAGCGACAACGACGAUGAUGACGAUGACGAUGAGGAUUGGGAUGACUGGCGGUUGAAAUGA